Molecule: messenger RNA, 3915 nt
Organism: Tarenaya hassleriana
Lineage: Eukaryota; Viridiplantae; Streptophyta; Magnoliopsida; Brassicales; Cleomaceae
Product: kinesin-like protein KIN-4B
Exons: 24
Coding region: 272-3385 (1037 amino acids)
Biological process (GO): mitotic spindle organization; microtubule-based movement
Molecular function (GO): ATP binding; microtubule binding; microtubule motor activity
Source: RefSeq, a predicted model, not a curated record
ACCAAGCAACUCUCUCUCUCUCUCUUCCUCCUCCAAAGGAAGCGAGGCUCGGUACUGUUGCAGCUGAAGAACAAGCAAAGCCACUCUAUAACCUGUUCUUCUUCUUCUUCUUCUUCUUCUUCUUCUUCUUCCUCUGUUUGUUUCUCUCUCAUUCUCAUUCCCUCUCCCUCUCCCGCCUCCACUAUCCCCAUUCCCGGAUACCUCUCUCCUUUCUUCUUCUGGAUCUCCUUGUUCAUCACCCAAUCGUGGAACGCGGAGGAGAUUUAUUCCCAUGGGACCUUCUUUGCUUCCUUCGCCGUCGCCGGAAAACUGCUCCGUUAAAGUGGCGGUUAACGUGCGCCCGUUGAUCGGAGACGAGAUUGCUCAAGGCUGCAGAGAAUGCGUCACCGUCUCUCCGGGAAUGCCUCAGGUGCAAAUAGGUUCACAUUCGUUCACAUUUGAUCUUGUCUACGGAAGUAGCGGUUCUCCGUCUUCCUCAAUGUUUGAAGAAUGCAUUGCUCCUCUUGUUGAUGGUUUGUUCCAUGGUUACAACGCUACCGUGAUGGCCUAUGGUCAGACAGGAUCUGGCAAAACAUACACCAUGGGGACUGCCUUUAAAGAUGGUAAUCAAUGUGGAUUGAUUCCUCAAGCUAUGAAUGCUCUGUUCAGCAAGAUUGAUACAGUGAAGCAUCAAACGGAGUUCCAGCUCCAUGUUUCUUUCAUCGAGAUUCUGAAAGAAGAAGUGAGGGACUUGCUGGAUGGUGUGCGUGCUAACAAACUGGCCAAUGGACAAUCUGGAAAGAUUGUUUCUGGGAAGUCUACUGUACAAAUUCGUGAAUCAUCUGAUGGAGUAAUUACAUUAUCUGGAGCAACUGAACUUUCUGUAACUACUCGAGAAGAAAUGGCUGCCUGUCUGGAGCAAGGGUCUCUGACCCGGGCAACUGGGAGAACAAAUAUGAAUAAUCAAUCAAGUCGGUCCCAUGCCAUCUUCACAAUCACCUUAGAACAGAUGCGUAAAGUCCAUUCAGUCUCUCCUGAUAAUGACAACGUGGAUGAGGAUAUGGGUGAAGAAUAUUUCUGUGCCAAGCUUCAUUUGGUAGAUCUUGCUGGAUCUGAAAGAGCUAAAAGGACAGGUUCAAAUGGUGCUCGUUUGAAAGAAGGAAUCCACAUUAAUAAGGGGCUUCUUGCACUUGGUAAUGUCAUCAGUGCACUUGGGGAUGACAAAAAGCGGAAAGAAAGUGCUCAUGUUCCAUACCGUGAUAGCAAACUGACACGUCUAUUGCAGGAUUCUCUUGGUGGAAAUAGCAAAACAGUCAUGAUAGCUUGCAUCAGUCCUGCUGAUGUCAAUGCUGAAGAAACUCUGAACACGCUCAAAUAUGCAAAUCGUGCUCGGAAUAUUCAGAAUAAACUUGUUGCCAAUAAAGAUGUAAUAUCUAGUGAGAUGCAAAAGUUGCGUCAACAGCUACAAUAUUUACAGGCUGCACUUUGUUCUCGUGGGGAAGCCACAUCAGAUGAAGUGCAGGUCCUCCGUGAAAGAAUUAUGAGACUGGAGACUGCCAAUGAGGAGCUUUCUCGAGAACUUCACAUAUAUCGCAGCAAACAAGCUACUAUUGGGUAUUGUGAUAUUGAUGCACAGGAAAGUGGCAUUGUUUUUGUGAAAGAUGAUGGGCUCAAAAGGGGCUUCCAGAGUAUGGGUUCAUUGGAUUAUGAAAUGAGUGAAGCAACAUCAGGUGAAAAUUCCGGAGAUAUUGCUGCAGCAGCAAAAGAGUGGGAACAUGCAGUUAGACAGAAUAGUAUGGAUCAAGAAUUAAGCGAACUAAAUAAACGUCUGGAGCAGAAAGAGUCUGCGAUAAAAGUAUAUGGAGGAGUUGGAACUGAAGCUGUCAAGGAACACUUCGAGAAGAAAAUAAUGGAACUUGAGAAAGAGAAAAGAGUUGUGCAGAUGGAGAGAGAUCGAUUGUUGACUGAAGUUGAGGCAUUUGCUGCUAGUUCUGAUAGGCGAGCAUUUAGCGCACGAGAUAAUCAUGCACAAAAACUAAAAGCACUUGAGGCACAGAUUUUAGAUCUCAAGAAGAAACAAGAAAACCGAGUUGAGCUUUUGAAACAAAAACAAAAAAGUGAAGAGGCAGCGAAACAUUUGCAAGCUGAUAUACAAUGGAUUAAGGCUCAAAAGGUUCAAUUGCAACAGAAGAUGAAACAGGAAGCUGAACAAUUUCGACAUUGGAAAGCCUCUCGGGAGAAAGAAUUGCUGCAGCUCAAGAAAGAAGGCAGAAGGACUGAACAUGAAAGACUCAAACUGGAAGCCCUAAAUCGCCGUCAGAAAAUGGUUCUUCAGAGAAAAACGGAGGAAGCAGCUUUGGCUACCAAGAAACUUAAAGAACUGUUGGAAGCCCGCAAGUCAUCACCACGUGGUAUUUCAGUGAAUGCCAAUGGUCAACAACCUAAUGGACAGAUGGAUGACAAAAAUCUGCAGAACUGGCUUGAUAAUGAACUAGAAGUUAUGGUAAAAAUACAUCAAGUUCGUCUUCAGUACGAGAAGCAAGCGCAAGUACGAACUGCUUUGGCUGAAGAGUUAGCUGCUUUGAAACAAGAGAUGGAGUUUGCCUCAAGCAUGCCGAGUCCUCAUCGGCUGAAAAGCAUACAAACUAGAUUUUCGUCAUCGAACACAAGAUUGGAGAGAAUAGCUUCUCUUGAGAACAUGCUGGAAGUGUCAUCAAAUGCUCUCACAGCCAUGGGCUCUCAACUCUCAGAAGCAGAAGAAAAGGAACAUGGAGUGAAUGCUCGGACACGGUGGAAACAAGUUCAGUCCAUGGCAAAUGCUAAGUUUCUGCUUCAAUAUAUAUUUAAUGCUGCUGCGGAAGCAAGAUGCAAAGUUUGGGAGAAGGAUAAAGACAUCAAAGAGAUGGAGGACCAAUUGAACGAACUGAACGGUCUGUUGAGACUAAGCGAAGUCCAGAGAAGAGAGAUCCUUAGAGAGCAAAAGAUGAGAGAGCAAACAGUGUCGAUUGCACUGGCCACAUCAUCUUCUUCGCAGGGGAGUUCAUACUGCUCAUCGAGACGCUAUGCGGAUGACAGUAGCGGCCCACGAUCUCCGGCAUCUUUUCCAGCCUCAAAGCACCUAAAAUUUGCGCCAGGCAUUGUCAAUGUCUCUGUCAGAGAAUCAGCAGCUUUCCUUGACCAGACAAGAAAGAUGGUACCGAUGGGAGAGUCAUCAGUGAAGAAAAUGGCGGGGGUUGUAGGACAAAGUGGCAGACUAUGGAGGUGGAAGAGGAGCCAUCACCAGUGGCUGCUCCAGUUUAAAUGGAAAUGGCAGAAGCCGUGGAAACUCUCCGAGUGGAUAAAGCACAGUGACGAGACCAUCAUGAGAUUCAAGCCUCGUACUCACCCACCACUUCAUGUGAUGUGAUGACCAUGACAUCAUCAUCAUCAUCAUCAGUAUUCUCCGCCAUUGAUGAACGGGAGAUUGUUUUGGAUAGAGAUCACACGUUAUUGCUGGUAAGCAAUCAACACCAUGUGCUUUCCUCUGAUACUCACAGGCUAUAUAUAUAUAGAAGGGCGCAGGUGCAGGAACUUUUUUUGUACAUAAGGUUGAAACAGAAAACGGAUCUGAAUGGCGUUUUAUGGGAUGAGAUAUCCAUCAAUUCGAAGGAGCAGCGGUUACUUGUGGAACAAGUUAUCUCCUGGAUCUUGUCUCAUCAUGUGCUCCUGAACACAGUUUUUGGGUAGUUGAUGGGCGACCAGAGAUUAUUGCAUGUUCCCUGUCAAACAGAAUAUAUUAUCGUUGCUGUAUAGAUAGAGAGAUACAGAGAGAAAACCUGCUGAAAAUUGUUCGCAAUGGUUAGGCUCUAGGCCCUCCUAUUACCAGAUGAGGGGGAGAGAAUUUUAUAAAGGUGUAAUUUCAUGGAACAUCUUUAAGAUUUGGGUCCCACAAGGAAA